CCCUAACAGCCACAAAAUCUUUCCUCCAACCUUCCCUAUCGAUGAAAAUACACAGAGACGAUGCCUUUGCUCUCUCCGAUUCGAGCUCUAGUGUUUAGAUCGAGUUCGAUGACAGACAAAUUGAGGGUAAAUUGAGUCGGGUCAUCCCCAAAUAUCGGGUCGUCGACUAUGGCUGCAAAUAAUGCGGUCGGAUGAGUCGAAUGUGCCCCCCACAGCCGUUCAUCAUAUGAGCAAGGCGAAGAAGACGACGGUUUUGUUUUCCACCACCAGCGUUUUCCGGAAGAAAAAAAAACGAAACGGGCGAACCGGACAGUCAAUUAUCUCUUCCGCUCUUCUUCGUCAACAAUUGAAAACGGCAAAAGGGCGACCCGCAACCACUUCUUCAGUUCUUCUUCAAAUUCAUUCUUCUUCAGUGCACAGUUCUUCUUAUUCAGUUCUCGAGCGCUUCUUAAGUUCUUCUUCUUCAUAGAAUCUGAUGCUCUCACUAUCCAGCAUGUUCCGUUGUUCCAAUUUUCAGACAGAUUCCUAAAUUUGACUCUUGGAAGUAUAUGUUUUAAUAUUUAAAUAAUUGUUAAAUGUUGAU
This is a messenger RNA of Cuscuta campestris, 583 nucleotides long. Lineage: Eukaryota; Viridiplantae; Streptophyta; Magnoliopsida; Solanales; Convolvulaceae. The record is from the annotation of a GenBank genome assembly.